CUGCAAGUCGCGGUGGACUAAGAUAGGUAGAGAGUUGCCGACCUUCUGCACCUGUGGGGGCUCGCUAUGCUCUUUAUAUACAGACGGUAGCUAGUACAAGCCUGACUCAGCACCCACUAGUGGCUCUCUACCCGAUAUAGCGGUGGCACGCAGAGGUAGGUGUAGCUACGGGACAAGUCGACGACUAGGGGGUUCCUGAUCAUAAGGAGCGGAAUUACACACGUCAUGGUCGGAGACAGGAUUCCUAAACUCGCGGUUCUCAUUAACACAGACAAUGCACGGUCGUCUAUCGUUAAUUUCCUACUCUCCGAAAUCACGAAAUAUGGUACAGCUCAUGCAAAGCGGGCAUAUGGGGACUGGACUAGACCCAAUCUGCUGAACUCCUUGAGCAAUCGAUCCAACCAAUCCAGCACUAUAAUUAUAGACGCGAUGGAUCUUCUGUACUCUGGCCAGUAUAAUAGGUUCUGCCUUGUCUCAACUGACAGUGACUUCACGCGGCUGGCCGCUUGUAUCCGCGAGUCAGGACUAAUUGUGAUGGAUUUGGAGAGCGUAAGACACUCAAGCCCUUUAUUAUUGCCUGUGAUAAAUUUAUGUCCACUGAAAAUCUCAUAUAUCUUGAUAAGCUUAUGCUCUGGGCAAGGCUCUGUAAUAUUGGCCAGUGCCUUACAAAAAAAUAUCCUGACUUUGACUCUUAUUAGCUAUAGAUAUUAUAAGCUCAGUGAUCUUAUCACUGUCUUGUCUUUGUUUAAAACUGCCCGCCGCUCCUUAUAA
Molecule: messenger RNA, 771 nt
Organism: Aspergillus alliaceus
Lineage: Eukaryota; Fungi; Ascomycota; Eurotiomycetes; Eurotiales; Aspergillaceae
Product: NYN domain-containing protein
Exons: 3
Coding region: 226-771 (181 amino acids)
Molecular function (GO): RNA nuclease activity
Source: RefSeq, a predicted model, not a curated record